CCGGAACAGCGCCGCUACAAUGGAGUCCCAACCUUGUUCUCGCCUAACAAGUAAAAGAGGCAGCAGACCAGACCUUGUCGGGAAGAGAUUCAUGCAUCCUUAUGGUCGAAUUGUAUCCGUCGCUUUAUUCUCCCGCUGGAUUGGUUCGUUACCAUCAGGCAUCUCAAGCGGCAUGUCGGGAAUUCAAUCAUCAGAAGAGGGGAUGGAUAACGAUCUGUCACACGGGCAAAUGAAAAGGAGCACAACCUCCAGGAGAUGUAUAAAAGCCAUUCUCAUCUUGGACCUGAUGCCACAAUUCUCUUCACUUGAUAAAUCUCAACAGCAUUCUCCUUUGCUAGUGAUUGAGUGAAACACUUGUCCAUCUUCCAAAUAUCUGACAGUAUCUGUCUAGUCACUCAUCCUCACAAUCGUGCCUCAUUAUGGCUUCCAUCAAACCCCCAUUCACCCUCGAAAGUGCGCGAGCAAAAGUCAAGUUUGCUCAAGCCAUGUGGAACACACAAAAUCCGGUCACGGUGUCGAACGGCUACACCCCAAAUUGUAUAUGGAGAAAUCGGACAUCAUUCAUUCGAGGCACUGAUGAAAUUGUCGACCUGCUACGCCAAAAGUGGGAGAAGGAGGCCAAUUACCGGCUUCGGAAGGAAUUGUUUGCAUUCACUGCUAACAGGAUCGCCGUUCAAUUCUGGUACGAAUAUCAAGACCGACACGACAGCAUGAAAUGGAAGCGGUGCUAUGGGCUCGAAGACUGGACCUUUGACCAUGAAACCGGGAAGAUGGAGAAGAGGCACAUGAGCGCCAACGAAAUUCUGCUCGGCCAAGAUGGAGACGGUAUCGCCGUCCCUGCCAAAGGCAUCGAAGGACGUUGGUUUGUGGAUGGCGUCGACGUUGAUGAUAAUAGUGUGACGGAAAAGCUUACGGCCACCCACUAUUGAUUUUUGGUUAGGCAUUGGGGAGUGAACCAGGAUUCAUGAUCACAGGAAGGUAACAACAGGUACUCGAGGAGCGAAGUUAUGUUGCAUCCAUAGCCAUUGUAUUGACUUGUAUCUUUGAUUAUACCAAAAAAGCCCCAAACUCCAC
Exophiala mesophila is the source of this 1074-nucleotide messenger RNA. RefSeq lists its product as uncharacterized. The record is from RefSeq and is a predicted model, not a curated record. Lineage: Eukaryota; Fungi; Ascomycota; Eurotiomycetes; Chaetothyriales; Herpotrichiellaceae. The transcript has 2 exons. Bases 420 to 929 code for a protein of 169 amino acids.